Messenger RNA from Penicillium taxi, 309 nucleotides. RefSeq lists its product as uncharacterized. The transcript has a single exon. The coding region runs from base 1 to 309 and encodes 102 amino acids. NCBI's taxonomy places the organism in Eukaryota, Fungi, Ascomycota, Eurotiomycetes, Eurotiales, Aspergillaceae. The record is from RefSeq and is a predicted model, not a curated record.
AUGGUAUUGGUGAGAUCAAACAUUCAUGAUUACGACGUAGCAUCACGACACCUUCGAGGGAUUCUAAGCACGAGCCUCGGGAUCCUGCAUGAAUGCGGUAUAUUUUCCGACAUUUACAAGGAUAGCGAGUGUAGAAUGCAGAUGUAUGAGUACCUCCAGGGCUACAUAGUAGCUGGAGGUAGAUAUAACCCCUCACCUGGACAGCUUGCAAAAUUAAUUACACUAUGCAUCAACGCAGGAACGUCGGCUCGACCCCGGGAGUUUCGAGAACCGGACUUGGACGGAGACUAUCUACGCCACACAGAUUAA